AUGUCUGUUAAUACGUUUGAUUUGAAAGGAAAAGUCGCAUUGAUCACUGGUGGUACCAGAGGGAUUGGAUCUGGAAUGGCCAUUGGAUUGGCUGAAGCUGGUGCUGAUGUUGUCUUGGUUCAAAGAGACGAAUUAAAUCAAAAAACUAAACAAGCUAUUGAAAAAUUGGGUAGAAAAGCAUAUAUUGUUACAGCUGAACUAUCUCAAAGAGACCAGGUUAAUGGAUUAGUGGAUGAUGUUUUACAAAACAUUGUUCCAAGAAUUCAUAUUUUCGUUAAUUGUGCAGGUAUCCAAAGAAGAACUCCAGCUGAAACUUUCAGUGAUGAAGAUUGGGAUGCAGUGAUUCAAGUUAAUCUAAGUACAGCUUGGAGAAUUUCAAGAGAUGUUGGUGCACAUAUGUUACAACAAGAACCAGAUGCUAGUGGAAAUAGAGGUAAAAUCAUUAAUAUUGGUUCAGUUUGUUGUUUCCAAGGUGGAUUAAACGUUCCAGCUUAUGCUGCAGCGAAAGGAGGUAUUUUAACUUUAACCAAAGCUCUUUCAAACCAAUGGGCUUCCAAAGGUAUUAAUGUUAAUGGGAUUGCACCAGGUUAUAUUGCUACAGAUAUGAAUGAAGCAUUGAUUGCAGAUCAAGAGAGAAGUAGACAAAUCUUGGAACGUAUUCCAGCAAAUAGAUGGGGGUUCCCAGAAGAUUUCAAAGGUCCAGUUAUCUUUUUAGCGUCUAGUUUCUCCAAUUAUGUCAGUGGUGAAAUGCUUUGUGUUGAUGGUGGUUGGAUGGGUCGUUGA
Molecule: messenger RNA, 783 nt
Organism: Hansenula ciferrii
Lineage: Eukaryota; Fungi; Ascomycota; Saccharomycetes; Phaffomycetales; Wickerhamomycetaceae
Product: 3-oxoacyl-[acyl-carrier-protein] reductase
Exons: 1
Coding region: 1-783 (260 amino acids)
Molecular function (GO): oxidoreductase activity, acting on the CH-OH group of donors, NAD or NADP as acceptor
Source: RefSeq, a predicted model, not a curated record